Phytophthora infestans T30-4 is the source of this 747-nucleotide messenger RNA. RefSeq lists its product as uncharacterized. NCBI's taxonomy places the organism in Eukaryota, Oomycota, Peronosporomycetes, Peronosporales, Peronosporaceae. The record is from RefSeq and is a predicted model, not a curated record. The coding region runs from base 1 to 747 and encodes 248 amino acids. The transcript has a single exon.
AUGUAUAACUCUGAAUACAACAUCGAUGCAACUCAGUUCCUGAAUAACUCCUUCAAAAUCGAGGUUCCGACAGUUGGAGCCACAUCCACUGUAUCUGUUAUCCUCCCUGAUGGACACUACAGCUAUACCGAUAUUAUUCGAAGCAUUCAGACGGCUCUCGUAAAUGCUGGAGCGUAUUUAAUUAAUCCAUCUGGUGAGAACGUUUUCUAUAUUCAACUAACGGAAAACAGUGUGUAUUAUGCUGCUCAAUUCGAUUUUAGCGCUACUCCAACGACACUUCCUACAGCCGGUGGCACUUGGACACGACCAGCAAGUGGGCUUUAUUCGUCAGGCGGUACUGGUUUGCCAACAACAACGCGUGUCACUCGCAUCAUCAUUGAUAACGCCUCUUUUGGUAAAGUAGUAGGAUUGACUGCUGGUACGUAUCCUUCAGCGUCUGCAACGGUUUCAAGUGCUCAGCUGUCAAAUACCAUUCCUCAGAUUCACCCAACCUCGAGCUACAUCGUUCGAUGCGACCUGAUCAAAAACGAGUAUGUUGCCUCUGGUGAUAUCCUUAGUGCGUUUGACCGUGGUGAUGCUCAGGUAGGUCAAUUAAUCAGCUAUAAGCCGAGUCAGUAUGCUUGGAUGAACUGUCAUAACGGCGCGAGAACGUCUAAUACGAUCAGUAUUUAUAAUCAAAACGAUCAAAAGGUUAAGUUCCGUGAUACUUCUGUCUCGAUCAUGUUGUUGUUGAGGCCAAAAAAAUAA